AUGCACACUGCUCAUAAAUCCAGUGGUGACAAAGCCCCAAGAGACAUUCAAAGGAUCCAAUCUAACAAGAAAGGGAAUACUGAGGGGAAAAGAAACAAAGAGACACGUCAUGAAAGCCCCCAGUGCAGAAAGACUUCAUACCAGGAAAUACUUCAGCGACUAGACACCAAGGAGAAACAACAUGAAUGCUCCCAGUGUUACAAAACAUUUGCUAGACGUUCUGAUCUUGUAAUUCAUCAAAUAAUUCACACAGGAGAAAAUCCCCAUCAGUGCGGUACAUGUGGGAAGGCCUUCAGCAAAGUGUGUCAUCUCAAGACACACCAGAAGAUCCAUACUGGGGAAAAGCUAUAUAAGUGCACUACAUGUGGGAAGGUCUUUAAACAAUUGUCUAAUCUCAAGGGACACCAGAUGAUCCAUACUGGGGAAAAGCCACACCAGUGCAGUACAUGUAGGAAGGCCUUUCGUCAUAUGUCUGCUCUCAAGAGACACCAGAUGAUCCAUACUGGGGAAAAGCCCCAUCAGUGCACUACAUGUGGGAAGGCCUUCAGGCAAAUUACACUUCUCAAAACACACCAGAGGAUCCAUACUGGGGAAAAUCCCCACCAGUGCAGUACAUGUGGGAAGGCCUUAAGUUGCAUGUCUGCUCUCAAGACACACCAGAUGAUCCACACUGGGGAAAAGCCACACCAGUGCAGUACAUGUGGGAAGGCUUUUAGUCACAUGUAUCAUCUCAAGACACACCAGAUGGUCCAUACUGGGGAAAAGCCACACCAGUGCAGUACAUGUGGGAAGGCCUAUAGUCACAUGUGUCAUCUCAAGACACACCAGAUGAUCCAUACUGGGGAAAAGCCCCACCAGUGCAGUACAUGUGGGAAGGCCUUUAGUCACUUGUCUCAUCUCAAGGGACACCUGAAGAUCCAUACUGGGGAAAAGCCACACCAGUGCAGUACAUGUGGGAAGGCCUUAAGUUGCAUGUCUUCUCUCAAGACACACCAGAUGAUCCAUACUGGGGAAAAACCACACCAGUGCAGUACAUGUGGGAAGGCCUUUACUAAAAUGUUUCAGCUCAAGUUACAUCAGAUGAUCCAUACUGGGGAAAUGCCACACCAGUGCAGUACAUGUGGGAAGGCCUUUAAUCAAUUGUGUCACCUCAAGAAACACCAGAAAGUCCAUACUGGGGGAAAGCCGUAUCGGUGUACUACAUGUGGAAAGUAUUUCAGGAGUAGCUCUGACCUCAACAAACAUCAGAUUACACAUACCAGAGAAAAGCCCCAUCAGUGUUGUCAGUGUGGAAAGGCCUUUAGCCGAAUAUCUAUUCUCAAGAGGCAUCAGAGGAUCCAUUCCAAUGAUGUGCUGCCCUGAUAAUACAUGAUGGAGUAUCUCUUACUGAAAUAUUUCUUGAUUAGC
This is a messenger RNA of Clupea harengus (Atlantic herring), 1407 nucleotides long. Its product is annotated as zinc finger protein OZF-like. Gene Ontology annotation, molecular function: RNA polymerase II cis-regulatory region sequence-specific DNA binding; DNA-binding transcription factor activity, RNA polymerase II-specific. Gene Ontology annotation, biological process: regulation of transcription by RNA polymerase II. Lineage: Eukaryota; Metazoa; Chordata; Actinopteri; Clupeiformes; Clupeidae. The record is from RefSeq and is a predicted model, not a curated record. Gene Ontology annotation, cellular component: nucleus. Bases 1 to 1362 code for a protein of 453 amino acids. The transcript has 3 exons.